This is a messenger RNA of Phlebotomus argentipes, 3861 nucleotides long. RefSeq names its product xanthine dehydrogenase-like. Gene Ontology annotation, molecular function: oxidoreductase activity; FAD binding; iron-sulfur cluster binding. Lineage: Eukaryota; Metazoa; Arthropoda; Insecta; Diptera; Psychodidae. Bases 1 to 3861 code for a protein of 1286 amino acids. The transcript has 5 exons. The record is from RefSeq and is a predicted model, not a curated record.
AUGGAAGUGAUUUUCACGGUGAAUAAGAAAAAGUGCAAGAUUGUGGCGGGUGAAAUGCCACCAGACACGUCACUCAAUAUGUACUUGAGGACGCGUCUUUGUCUCACGGGCACGAAAUUCAUGUGCCAAGAGGGCGGAUGUGGUUGCUGCAUUGUCACCAUUCAUGGCUCACACCCUGUGACGAAGGAGAACUUCACGCUGGCCGUGAAUUCGUGUCUCUACCUCGUGUACUCGUGUCACGGCCUCGACGUGACGACAGUGGAGGGUUUGGGUGACAAGAAAACUGGUUACCAUCCCAUCCAGCAGCGCUUGGCACAGUUCAAUGGCUCCCAGUGUGGCUACUGCUCACCGGGUUUCGUGAUGAAUAUGUAUGGCCUGUACGAGAGCCGAUUCGGCAGUGUGUCAGCUGAGGAAGUGGAGGAUAGUUUUGGUGAGAACAUUUGUCGCUGCACUGGAUAUCGUCCUAUCUUGGAUGCCUUCAAGUCCUUUGCAAAUGAUGCACCGCAGGAGCUGCGAAAUCUCUGUGGGGACAUUGAGGAGUUGUCCGUCAUGGUGAAGAAGUGUAGCAGGAGUGAUAAGAUGUGUUUCAACACCUGUCGCAGUGCUAUUCGCGUCAAGGCGGCUGACAAUGCCGAAUGGCACAAAGUGUACACUUUGAGUGAAGUUCUGCAAACACUGGAAGCAAUUGGUGACAAGAAGUAUAGAUUGGUGGCGGGAAAUACGGCACACGGAAUCUAUCGGAUGCCUUAUGAUAUUGAGGUGUUUAUUGAUGUGUCGGCUGUUGCUGAGCUGAGGACAUACACCAUCGGGAGUACGAUUGUUCUUGGUGGAAAUGUCACCAUUACGGAAUUCAUGGCAAUCCUACUGGAAGCCGCCGAUCGUACGAACAACUUUAACUACUGUCGCACAGCGAGAGACUAUAUAAAUCUGAUGGCAACUGUUCCAGUGAGAAAUGUCGGAACAAUUGCUGGGAAUUUGAUGAUCAAGCAUGAUCAUCCGGAAUUCCCCUCGGACAUCUUCCUUCUGUUGGAGACAAUUGGGGCAACGUUGACAAUUGUGGACACGGGUAAUGUACCGGAAACCCUGUCACCGCUGGACUUCCUCAGCAAGGAUAUGCAGAAGCAUGUGAUCAAGGAAGUGACAUUGCCUCAAUUGACACCCAGUAUCUAUCGCCUGCGACUCUACAAGAUCAUGGACAGAGCACAAAAUGCCAUUGCAUACAUGAAUGCAGGCUUCCUGUUUGAGAUGAGUCAAGGAUCUGGUGUCACGAAAUCCACAAGAAUCGUCUAUGGUGGUGUGAACUCGAAGUUUGUUCAUGCAACGUCAAUUGAAAAGAUUCUCAAGAGAAUGAAUCUCUUUGAAAACACAACCAUUAAGACGGUAAUUGAUGCAAUCUACAAGGAUUUCAUCAUUGACGAUACACUUCCGAAUGCAUCAGCAAUCUUUCGACAGAAGCUCGCUAUUGGAUUGUUUUACAGGACUGUUCUUAGUCUUGCGCCCAGUACUCAAGUUCGUCCAAUUUACAAAAGCGGCACUUUUUCCAUUCCUCGGCCACUGUCAGCUGGCCAGCAAACGUAUGAAACUUUUCCACCCAAGUAUCCUAUAAGUCAGCCUAUCACUAAAAUCGAAGCUCUGUGGCAAUGCAGCGGCGAAGCAGAAUAUGUCAACGAUAUCGAGGCAUGUCAUGCACUUUGGGCAACUUUUGUCCUGUCAAAAGAUCCAAUGAAAACCAUUGCCAGCAUUGAUCCGACGGAAGCACUGAAAGUACGUGGUGUGAAGGCUUUUUAUAGCGCCAAGGAUAUUCCAGGAGUCAAUUCAUUCAUCUCGCGGCGACACAUUUCUGACGUCACCACAAUUGAACCGGAAGAAGUAUUUUGCAGCGGAAAGGUUCUCUAUCAUGGUCAACCUGUUGGUGUGAUUGUGGCAGAGGAAAUGUCUCAGGCAGUGUAUGCUGCUGAUUUGGUGAAGAUCAAUUAUGAGAGCAAAGUGGAGGAGGAGAAAGGAGCUUUUGCUUCGCUCUAUAAAUACUUGACAGGAAGUGUGGUGACAGAAUCAAAGGAGAAAAUUCUCGCGACGCUGGCAGAUGUUCUGGAGGAGGAUCCCAACUUGACUAAGGAUCGCUUUCAGGCGCCAAUUGUGGUGAAAGUUGCAACACAGCAAGGUAUUGGUGAGGCGGAGGGAAAUGUCAAAGGACAUCUUAUGUGUGGUCCACAGUAUCACUAUACAAUGGAGACGCAGCAAACUGUGGCAAUUCCCAUGGAGGAUGGCAUAGAUAUCUAUCCUAGCACACAAUUCAUGGAUGUCACCAAUAUGGGCGUUGCUGACGUUCUGGGUGUGAAGAAUAGCUAUGUUAGAAUACACAUUCGUCGUCUUGGCGGUGCUUUUGGCGGAAAAAUCUACAGAGCAACGUGGAUUUCAUGUGCAGCAGCAAUUGCUUGUCAUCUGACAGGUCAACCAAUUCGCAUGGUUCUGCCCAUGAUAACAAAUAUGCGUGCAAUUGGCAAGAGAAUUCCAGCCUUCAUCGAGUAUAAUGUGGAUUUUGCUAAAACAGGCGCCAUUACGAAGUUAUUUGCCGAUGUCACGCACGAUUUGGGAUGCUCGAUCAAUGAGAGAAUGGAGGAUUAUGCUAAUUUGUUCACAGCCAAUACAUAUGUCACCACAACGUGGUCUGUCACAUUUCAGUAUGUCAUCACGGAUGCAGCAUCGAAUUGUUCAAUGCGUGGUCCAGGAUCUGUUGAAAUGAUCGCCAACACGGAGACAAUUAUGGAGAAUAUCGCGUGGGCACUUAAGAUGGAUCCGGUGAAAGUGAGAUUGGCCAAUAUUGACAGUAGUAGUCCAAUGGUGAAGAUCUACAAUGAUUUCCUGUCCUCAUGCGACUACUACAAGAGAUUGAAUGAGGUGAAUAAGUACAAUACGAUGAAUCGAUGGAAGAAGAGAGGAAUUGCAACGUCCAUUAUGCAAUUUCCCACGUACUUUGGCAGUACUUACGAAGCACUGGUGUCAAUCUACCAUGCUGAUGGCAGUGUUGUCAUCAGUCUGGGUGGAAUUGAAAUGGGUCAGGGUUUGAAUACCAAGUGUGUCCAAAUUGCCGCUUCGAUCUUCAACAUUCCAAUGGAAUGGGUGAGAGUUGAACCCGCGAAUAACAUCGCCAGUCCCAAUAACUACAUGUCAGCGGGAAAUCUCACCGUGGACUCAGCAGGAAUGACGGUGAAAGGUUGCUGUGACACACUCAAUGGUCGCUUAGAGCCCUUCAGACUGAAGGAUCCCCAAGCAUCCUGGGCCGAUAUCGUGCAGGCGGCCUUUGCGGCCAACACAGAACUCACAGCAGUGAAUAAAUUCGAUCCUAGUCAGAUGGAUCCGUACAACGUUUACGGCGCUGCGUGUUCUGAGAUUGAGAUUGAUGUGCUGACGGGAGAUUUUCAGCUUCGUCGUGUGGAUAUCGUGGAGGAUGUUGGUCAGACAAUCAGUCCGAUGAUUGAUGUGGGUCAGGUGGAGGGAGCCUACGUCCAGGGCUUGGGCUACUGGCUUCACGAGAAGCUGGUGUACGAUCGAAGUACCGGUGAAUUGCUCACUGAUCGCGCGUGGACAUACAAACCGCCAGGCGUGAAGGACAUUCCGGUGGAUUUCCGUGUGACACUUCUUCAGACACGGUCGGAUGGUGCUGGAAUUCUGGGUUCCAAGUGUGUCAGUGAGCCGAGCAUCUGUCUGGCCGUUUCGGCACCACUUGCACUCAGGAGAGCUCUGGAGUCUGCACGAAAAGACGCUGGAGCCGAUAAUAUCUUCAUUACAAUCAACACAGCGACAACUAAGGAGGAUAUUUUGAUUCUGUGUGGCACUAAAGAUGAUCAGUAUGUCUUCUAA